Messenger RNA from Dunckerocampus dactyliophorus (ringed pipefish), 8960 nucleotides. RefSeq names its product post-GPI attachment to proteins inositol deacylase 1 (gene pgap1). Gene Ontology annotation, molecular function: phosphatidylinositol deacylase activity. Gene Ontology annotation, cellular component: endoplasmic reticulum. The transcript is spliced from 26 exons. Bases 288 to 3089 code for a protein of 933 amino acids. Gene Ontology annotation, biological process: endoplasmic reticulum to Golgi vesicle-mediated transport; GPI anchor metabolic process. The record is from RefSeq and is a predicted model, not a curated record. NCBI's taxonomy places the organism in Eukaryota, Metazoa, Chordata, Actinopteri, Syngnathiformes, Syngnathidae.
GUGCAGAAAAUUAAAUAAAAAGCGUAUUAUAAUUACUUUUUCAUUUUGUAAUUAUCUAUUCUUUAUCUUAUUGUAUGUCUUGUAAUUUAUUUGUGUUUGUACUAGUAUUGUAGGUUUCGUAAGGUUAGCAUUCUUUAUUAUUAACUAUUAUUACUUCCGGACAAAACCACAUCCCGGAAAUGACGUAGUGCCUACUGUCGCCAUGGCGCUAGUAGUGUUCACGGCUGUGUGACUACUGUGAUGUCUUCGGCACCAUCAACAUUGCAACGUCUUUCAAGAGCACAAAGAUGAAUUUGAGAACGGUGUUGUUUUACGGUUGUGCUGUGAGUCUUCUUGCUGUUGGCCUGAAAGAAUUCCUCACUGGCUUCGAAGACAACAGAUGCAGUAUGACCUACAUGUUUGAAUACCCACAAUAUCUGCGUGUGCCAUUGCCUCGUCGUGUCACCAGACUGUACCCGGCAUACGGGCUCUACCUGUACGGAGAGGGGCGCUAUGCCCAGGAGAUACAAGAACUUAAACUCUUUGGUGCACCGCUGCUCUUUCUGCCUGGAAAUGCGGGGAGUUACAAACAAGCCCGUUGUCUGGGGUCUGUGGCCUUGAGGAAAGCUGAACGCAUGGAAGGAGGUCUCCACUUCAACGUGUUCACUGUUGACUUCAAUGAAGAACUUGUGGCACUUUAUGGUGGCAGUUUACUUCGACAGACACACUUCCUGCAUGAGAGCAUUAAGGUCAUCCUGAAGCUCUACAAGCACCUAAAGACACCCCCUCAGAGCGUGGUUCUUGUGGGCCACUCAAUGGGAGGUGUGGUGGCACGGGCGCUGUUCACUUUGCCCCACUUCAACACAAAUCUGGUUAGUCUUAUCAUCACCCACGCUUCCCCUCAUUUGGCUCCAGUGCUGGCCAUGGACCCAUACCUGCUGGAUUUCUAUUCUUCGCUGAGACAAAAGUGGGUGAAGCAAGCAGCGAAGCUGAAGAACGUAACAGUCCUGUCAGUUGGUGGUGGUUACCGUGACUACCAAGUGCGCUCUGGUCUCACAUCCCUACCUUCUUCCCCUUCAGGAGACCCCAAUAAAUUGUCUCUUGUGGUUACUGCAGUUCCCAGGACCUGGAUUUCCACUGACCACCUAUCCAUAGUGUGGUGCAAAGAGCUUGUUCUUGCUACUGUUCGAGCUUUCUUUGACCUCAUGGAUCCUGAAACUAGACAGUUGACAGAGGACCCAGAAAAGAGAAUGGCUGUACUGAACCACCACUUCAUUCGACAUCCAGUCAGAAUGCUGGGAGACACUGAAGAAUCCUCCAUCACGCUCCCAGAUUCUCCAGAUGCGUGGAGUGAAGUUAACAGUUUACGCCUGGCUUAUACCACACCAAAGGAAGUAGAGGUCAGAUACUUCUUAUUUGCCCUUUCAAGUCGCAGGAAAGCCUACAGUCAUUUCUACUGUCGGAGCAGUAACUUGGAAAUGACCAGCUGGGUAUAUGGCUGCACGCACAAGAGUGGUUCUUCAUGUUUACAUGCAGUGGAUUUGUCAAAGGGGACUGAGCUUCUGCCUCCAUAUAAGGUCCUCACACUGAGUCUCAGUGACUUGUCUUCAAUCACUCAUUUGGUGGUUUCGGCCUCCAACGUCAAUGUCAAAAGGUUCAUGGUGGAGUGUGAGUGGCAAAGACAGCAAUCUCUGACUCUGUCAGUUCCUGUUCCACAUGUUCUUUCCUUUGGUUGGACUGUCAGUGAUAUCACCAUCAACCUCGCUGGGCUUCGUCACACCAUUGAGCUACAGCACUUUCACCAGGUCUAUCAGGCCUUCCGGAUUAGUGUUGUAAGUCAGUGUAAAGCACAGAAAGUAGAUAGAUUGCCCAGUGUCUACAGAAUGAAAGUGCCAUGGUUUCUGGAGGACUCCUUUACAACUGCCAGUGUGCCAUCAGUGACAGAGAUCUCUGGGAUGCUCCACACAAGUCGUCCAGACAACACAUCAAGUGUCCACCUUCAGCUCCACACUGCCCCCAACUGCCAAUAUAAGGUGUCAGUGAGGACUUCAUUUCCCAGAGUGUUGGGACAGAUUCUGAGAUUCUUUGGCCCCAUGGUGCCAGUGUACACAACUGUAACUCUUCUCCUGGCUUGUGGCGGUCAGCUGUACUCUAUCCUGAUGUCAUGUAGACCUGCAGCCAUACAUGUGGUGCUGGGCAAAGGCUUUCAACCUCAUAAAGUCAACCUGACUGUUUAUAUCCUUCAUAUUAUCUUUAGUUGUAACGGGGCAAAAGAUAUGUGGUCGCUUUGCCUUCCCCCAAUGGAUGUCGCCCCUCCUACCAUUCCUAAUGGGACCGUUCAUGAGAAUGUGACUGCAUCUGUAGAAUGGCCGCACCUACUCCACCCUGUGCUUUACAUCUUUGGGGCAGCAAUGGCAUUUUGGGGAAGCACACUGCUUCAAGUCAUUACCCGUCUGAUGUCAUUAAUAUUAGCAGUGCUACACAGACCAUCUGUCUCAAGUGACUGCGGUACUCUACAACUGCGGACCCAGGUUGUUGUCACUCUGUCUCUGACUGUUGUGGGCGGGACAUUCUGUGGAGCAUUGUCAAUCAUUGCUGCCUUUCUGCUUCACCUGUAUAGGGUACUAAGACUCCAGAUGACAGAAAGGUACUUGAGUCACAUUCUGAAUCUGGCACCUCAGAAGCACAAAGGAGUUGAAAAUUCCAGUAAGGCCAAAGAAUGUGAUGGCACCCAGCCCCUGCUGUCGGAGUUGGCUUUACAGGAGGCGACAGAUGACCUUCAACUUCACCUCACUUUGUCUGCACUCUUAACUGUACCCGUAAUUCUCAGUACGCCCUCAUUUUUACACUGGAUACGCAACUUAAGGUACUCGACCCAGCUUGUUCCUGACCCCUGUUGGCCACACUAUGUACCUGUCAUCAUUGUUUACAUGCUGCUUAUUAACGCCAACACUUGCAAGCUCAGCAACAGUAAAGUGCUGCAUCUGACCUCCUGCCUCCCAUUACCUGUGUCUAUUGCCAUGGUGACCUUCUCACCACUUCACCUGUACAGAGUGACUUACUUCCUUUUGGGAGUCCUCAUUCCCUUGGCGCUAUGUUGUCUGCUCUAACGGUAUCUGGCUGCUUUCAGUCUUUUUUUUUUUUCUUUUUUUUCAACACACGAGCCACUGAGGCGAGUGUUUGAAGCUUGUUGUCAAGUCAUUGGAGCAGAGCCAUAGACAUACAGUACAUUGCUUGGUGAACUGCCUUUUCAGUAUUUGCAUAAAAAGCUCCAUGGCAUUUACAACCAAAAAACUGAGGAUGUAGUGGCCUUGGAACAUUUGUUGCCAAUGAGGUCUAUUCUCUGUAGCCAAGUUUGCCUUAUCCUGUAUCUCUAUAGCCCUGCCAGUCUGCCUUUAGUAAGACAGAACUCAACACCUUGUUAAGCUGAUCAACAGGGUGUUACUGUUUGAAUGUUUAUUGUUUCCACUGUCACUGCACUGCCACAGCUCAGCAACAUGAGUUGUUUUUCCAGAUUGACUGUUGUAGCUCUGCCUCAAAACAUUGGCAGUGUCAUUCAUUCGUUCCAUCAGAACCCAAAGCAACAAAGUUUACACACCACGUAGUCAACCACCGCAGCAAUAAGAAGGUCUGCAUUUCAUGUUCAAGACAGUGGAACCCCACAUAUUCACGAUUAAGCAUUCGCAACCCUGCAAAUUUGUGGAUUUUUGAUCCUUGUGUUUUUUGUUUUGUUUUGUGGGAAAACCGUAGAAAGGAAGGAAAACGCUUCAGGAUAUGUUAAAAGGAAGGAGAAAUGUUUGCCAAGUCACCGUUAUGGAGUGAAUGAAAGCACUGUUCCAUACAUUAAGAAAAAAAAGAGAAGAAAAUGGGAAGCACUGUAACAGCAAGUGUUCAAAGUUUAAGGCAUCAGCUCACCCUGUGCUAAACAUAUCAUCAUCAAAAUGCACAGCAAACUUCAUCAUUGUUAGUGAUGAGUACGUAUACAUUUUAUGAUUUCAAAUGAUUUAAGUCUGCGAUAUGUUACAGGGUUUAAAGAUGGAUUAUGCUUCUAUGCAUUUAGGUUGUAAGUUCCCUGCGUGGUGAGUGAACAAUGGCAAAGUGAGACGGGGAUGGUUAUUGUAGCUGAAUCGAAUCUAAAAUUUACAAGGGUCAUUUAUUUCAAAUGGUGAUCCGAAGUCAGAGGAGAACGUCGGCGUCAAUCUCGCAGGAGGGUUUGGAGGGAGCCUCAAUGCAGCAGCAUAAUUCGGGUUCUAUUAGCGUGUUAAAAAUAGACAUUUUUAUGGGAGUCAGUUACUGGCGUUUAUUUGCUUUUCGCGGGUGGUGCCAGCGCGUAACUCAUGAAUAGUGGGGGGCUACUGUAUUUACAAGUUCUUGAAGGCGUGUCUCCUUUCUCAAGCUUAAAAAAACCCUUUGUGCACCUAAUUCCAUGUCUGAACCAUGCACAAAUGCAGCAAAACAACCUGAAGAAGAAUCAAGGCUAUUAACCCUUAAGAACACUUUAGAUGUGCUAAAAUGUAAAAUGUGUCCCAUACAGUUUUGGCCUGAGUAUAGCUUCCCCCAAAAUGGCAGUGUGUCAGGUGAGCCUUUAAAGCUAAUUUUAAAGCAAUUUUGUAAUUAUAAUGCUUUAAUGCUUUAAAUUCAUACUGUAUUACUUCAACUAAUUCAUAUAAAACCAGCUCGGAAAAUGUGAUCAGGUUUUAGCCUUGAAUUGCUAUGGAAAGCCUUGACGUGACGUAUUUGUUACAAUAGCAAAAAUGCAAAUAAGACGUUUGCUGCAAUUCACACAUGCUACAUUUGUGCUACACAAAAAGUGGCAAGUUGACUUUUCAAGGAAUACAUUGACCAUUAAGAGUAUAACAUUUAUGUAACACAUUAGUAGUAUUUUAUGAAAAGCAUCACAAAUCGUCUUCAUGUCUUCUAUGUGGCAUAGCCACCAUCCUCAAUUGCAAACUUUGCGUUUAACAGUGAACCCAUUGAAAUGAUCUCGUUUCGCUUUGGGAUCCUAAAAUGUUGAACUGUCCUGGUUGUGUGUGUUUAUUUAUUUACUAUUAUUUAUUGUUGGCAGCAUAAACCACAAUCUUGAAUGACUGAGUGAAUGGGUGAUGAGGUGACAUUGGUAAAAGGUAGAAAGGUGCAGAGUGAAUGAAGGCCAUUAGGCUUUGAAGAUACAAUAAUGCCUUCAAACUGUGAAUGGGGUGAAGCUCACCUGUGAUUUGUCACAUUUUCCUGCAGCAUGAGCAGUCUUACAGUCCACUUAUACAGCAGCCUCCUUCAUGCUACACUGACUCCUCAAACUGAUAGUUGUGGUCCCUGCCAAGACACUAGACAACAUUGGACCUAAGCUUUGGUUUUAAGGGUUGCUUUUAGCUCUCUACAUAUUACAGUUCACCAUUGUUCACAUUUUUUUAGUCAUAACAAAAAACACUAUUCGUUUUGAAUAACACAAGAUGAGAAAGGUAUCAGGGUUCAAAAGGUAUACUUGCAUUACAUUAAUUCAAAAUUGUGCUUAGAUCAGCAUCUUAGUCUUUACUUGAUCUUAAUAUUGGCCAACUUUGGUAUCUCUUUCUUCAACUUUAUUAUGUUUUUUAUUUCAUUCCUUGGAGUAGCAGGUUGUGAAUAGUAAAAGAUUCUGAUGGACAAACCAAGUACAUUUUGACAAGCAUCAGAACAAAAAUGUAUGACAGUUUUUCUGACCAAACGGACUCGUAUACAAUCAUGUACGCACUUGCAUUCAAAGUUCCUCUUUGGGAUUUUUUUUUUUUUUUAGUUCAAAGACUUUUUUUUCCCUCAUUUAUACAUUUAUGCUCUUUUUUCGACAAUUACACCAUAUGAUGGCACUGUUAUUAAAUCCCAAACACUGAUCCCAUAAGUGUGGUUGACUUAAAAUUGUAAGAAUCAGCAUGAAAUUUAGUCCACGCCUUUCAUCGACUGACGAGCACACGCGUAAAAUUUGGCCACCAUCAAAACACGUCGUUGCAGGGACACCUCCUGGAUUUAGAAAGUACUUGUUCAAUAAGUCAUUGAGUAUUUGGUGAUUCCAAAAAUUGAAUCAUAUCUGUAUUAAAUGUAUGCAUGUAGUACAUAAUGCAUGCUCUUGGAAAGCAUUUUCACCACAACCAAUAGGGGGCGCCAUAAAUGUUAUUUUCAGUACGACAAAUUUUGGUAUGAACCCGAUAUAAAUCAAGGUAGCGACAGCAAUACUUUCUACUUGGGCAUUCUUCCAAACCACUGUAUGAGUUUGUGAUUUUUGCUUUUAAUUUGUUGAUGAUUAGUAUAAAACAUCCGACAAAGAUUUUUGGCAUUAACACACUUAGUUGUGAGCAAUUUAACAAUAUAUAAAUAGAACAAUAUAAGACGAUGUAACAAUAUCAGUCGCAGAUUGCCUUUGAUUGGCCGGGCAACAGUCCAUGGUGUAGCUUGCCUCUCGGCCAAAGUCAGCUGGGAUAAGAUUCCAGCUCACCCGUGUCCCUAAUAAGGACAAGCGCUACAGAAAAUGGACUAACAAUAUCAACAGAAUAAUGCAAUUAUUCCCUUUUAUUACAUGCAAUUGUUUGAGCAAAGUAAAGUCAACAAUGCAAGAAAAUAAAAACCAAAGUUGGUUCUUAAGGUUGUAAACAUAACAAUACACAAUACAUUUGAACAACAUAAUAAAAAACAGAUACUUUUGAAAACCAGUAAGAGAACUAAAAAAUGUCAUUCUCUAUGGGCCCGAUAUGAUACUACCCUGGUAUCGAUCAUAUCAGUAUUUGGAUCGUUUCGUCUCAUCGUUUCUAGUCAUGUAAAACAAUGGCAAUAACUUGGUGAUGUAAUGAGGUUUGUUGUGCCAAUUUAUUUUUUGCUGUUAGCCUUUCUUUGUGUGUUUAGGGUUAGGUGUGUGUGUGUGUUGGAUUUUGGUUGUGUAUCAGUGCAUGUUAACAUGUGAGAAAGUCUCAUCACUGUUUUAUUGUCUUUUAUUAUCAGUGCUGAUUAGCAGUUUAUAGCAUACAGUUUUUCAGACAAUAUUUGCCGCCUUUGAGCUGUUGCAGUCGCUGUGCCUUUCUACAAUGACAUUGUUGUAUGCUCGUACACUUCAUACACAGCCAGGAAGUACUCUAGAUGUGUAUACUGCAUACACAAUACAAGCAGUUGUAGUAGUUUUGUUGUGUUGUUUUGUCAGCACAGUUUGCUAUUCCACAAGCUAUUGAACUAAUGAGUGAAUCAUAAAUGUCAACCAAGUAAUUCAAUAUAGACAUGCUUGGUUAAACAUUCCUGUUGUGUGCAAUGUGAAUGUACCUGCACUGAGUGUCUGUGUGCACGUCUGUGGGCAGUAACAAACUUCAACUUGACAUGCACAUGGUCUGUCUCCUUGUGCAAAGGUUGGAGACAAUUAGCUGGGAUGAAAUACUAUACAGAUUUAUGUCUGUGUUCACUGUGAUUACAACAUUCCAACCCCGCAAUGUAACACUAUUAUUUAUUGAUAUACAGUGGGGGAAAAAAAGUAUUUGGUCCCCCGAUUGUUAUCAUAUGUUUAUUUUAACAGAGAGAGACAGAAUGUAAACACAAAAUAACAUGAAAUAAAGGUUACUGUACAUUCAUUUUAUUAGAUUGAGUCCCUCAUAGACCGAUUAUAUGUCCAUGUUACGACCCAGGGGAACAUAAAAUAUUUAAUAAGGACAGAGGAGGUGGGAAAAUCAAGUCACCAAAGUUUAUUGCUUAAUAAAGUGCCGUUAGGUCCCCCUGCUCAAGAAGACACACGUGCAGGCCCGUCUGAGGUUUGACAAUCAAUACGAGAAUGACUCAGACAAGGCUUGGGAGAAUUUGAUGUAGUCACAUGAGACCAAAUUUGAGUUUUUUGGCAUCAAAUGGACUCGACGUGUCUGGAGGCAACACCAUACCUACUUUGAAACAUGGUGGUGGAAACAUUCUGCUUUGGGGAUGUUUCUCUGACCAAAAUCCAUCCUGAGAUGUGUGCAACCCUGGUGACCAACUAUGAGAAAUGUUUGAUCUGUGUGCUUACCAAUAAGGGUUAGUCCAUAAAGUAGGAGAAGUCAAGAAGAUGUUUAUUGGAAUCAAAUACUGUACUAAUUAAUUUAUAAACUUGAUUUAACAUUUUUUCUCAAUUUUUUUUUUUUUACAUUCAGUCUGUCUCUGUUAAAUCACAUCUACCAUCAAGUAUGUACUGUUGAUCUUUUUCUAUGGGGGUACACUUACAAAAUCAGCAGUGGAUCAAAUACGUAUUUCCCCCAGUGUACUGUACAUACCAUAUACUGUGUUGUCUUGGAGAAAGCAGGCAAAUCCAAAAUGUACUUGUGACAUGAACGUUAAACACUGUCUACCAUGGUGAGAAUGUGAAAAGUAAAAACUGCAUAGUACAGUAGUGUGUUUAAUGGCCACUUUGAAUAAGGCAGAGUGAUGGCCGUGGAGAAAGCAGUUUCCUCGUGAGGCGCUACUACUGUGCUACUGUGCAGUGGCACAUUGCUAAAAAGGCACUACAACUAAGACUAGCAUAACUAUUUGGUGUGUGUGUGUGUGUCAGAGAGAGCCACACAAUAAGUUCUGACGACAAGUAAAUCUUUAAGACAGUCCACACAUCUUAACAUCUAGGGCUGAGUUAAGCUCACUCUCACUUCAUCUUACUAAUGAAGGCUUAUCUGUCAUUUUUUAAAGUUAUUUUGUAUCCAAGACCAUAAUACACUAACUGCCAUUGAACACAAGUGUAGUUGUUGUAAUGAGCAAUGUAACAAUGCAAUGUGACAGUGGUGAAAUAGUGAUGACUGUAAAUAUAUUGCUGUAUGUGCUUUGCCUAUAGGUGGACUUCUAACUUAUAACGUCCCAUCUUGUUGCUUGUUGUACAACACGUGGAAAAGCAAGCAGCAAGAUGCAUUCAAAUGAUAACAUCAUACUGCUGUGAAGGACAUGCUCAGGUUUAAGCAUUAUUGUGCUUUUGUAUCAGGGUUUAUCUAAUGUCAUUGUCAAUGUGCAAUUUUUUCACACCAAUAAAA